This is a messenger RNA of Halichondria panicea, 3453 nucleotides long. Its product is annotated as adhesion G protein-coupled receptor L3-like. Bases 102 to 3251 code for a protein of 1049 amino acids. Gene Ontology annotation, biological process: cell surface receptor signaling pathway; adenylate cyclase-activating G protein-coupled receptor signaling pathway. NCBI's taxonomy places the organism in Eukaryota, Metazoa, Porifera, Demospongiae, Suberitida, Halichondriidae. Gene Ontology annotation, molecular function: G protein-coupled receptor activity. The record is from RefSeq and is a predicted model, not a curated record. The transcript is spliced from 19 exons. Gene Ontology annotation, cellular component: plasma membrane.
UUGUAAUACUAGUAGUUGUAUCAACUCCCCAGAUAGCAGUGAGUGGUUGAAAGAAAAUCAUUAAACUAUUCCAUGUAGCUGUACUAUAGUUUAGAGUAGCAAUGCAGACUAAGAGAGAACUUGCAGUGUUAGUGCUGGCUUGCAGUAUUGUACUGUUCUCUCAAGGAGCAAGAUGUUCUAACUUCUCACUCAAUAUAACUGUCACGAGUAACUCACCCCUCAACUGUAGCACUGGGCUGACUUACCCUGGUCCUGCAUUUAUUAGAGUGGAGUAUCGAUGGCUGGAGAGGGUCAAUACAUCAUUGAUACCUAACCAGUGGAGCACUCUUAAGACAAUGACUACUGAUGAUGACUAUAAUGUAACUGGACAUACUCUACAAAGUUCUGAUCAAGACAGCGUUGAUUCUGUGCAGCUGAGAAUAGUACAGCCAGAACAUGGCGGUGGAUUGUGCAACUGCUGGGAAAUCAGCAAACUGCUGGUUACAUUUGAUGGCAAUAGUUACUUUGAUCUCCUUAACGAAAUAAGAAGCUGUUAUAUUAACAGCAGUCGAAUCACAAUAAAUGAUACCGGUCCUCUACAGUUCUGUGAUGGUAGCGCAGGGGAACCAAGGGGUGUGGUGUUCCUCCCUGUUACGCUGGAUAAUGGCCAAACAGAAGGAUGUAAUAUGGUUGUCAAUGGUUCAGCUCUUGUUGAUAAGCAACCACCACCGAUGAAUUGCAAAGACAGUAACCCAAGAAUAGAGCUAUCAUAUGUGUUGGAUUUGACCCCAGAUGACUGUGACAAGAUUGAUCGCCAUAAUGAGGGUAUAGAGGUAUCGCUAGGCAACUGGGACAGAGACGGUGAUUGGAUUCCUCUAGCGUACCAUGAUCAUCAAUUAUACACCAAUAAUCCAUCAUUCCGAAUCAGAGACUAUGAUGUUCCUUAUUACAAUUGUAGUGAAGUUGAGUCAUUCAAGAUAAGUGUGUGCGGAGAUGACUAUCUCAGAGAUGGACUGCAGAUAAGAUGGCUGCAAUACGUUUACUUAAAAACAGGUGUAAAGAGGGACACAGUGACACUGGAUAAUGUGUCUAUUAGCUUGAUUGUGAAUGAAACCAGCAUCAGUCUACUGGAGGAUGGAUUUGAUCAGGGAUAUUUGAGCUCAAAUAAUUGGAAUAAAGAGAUCAGAAAUGGUGGCGUAUCUACUGAUUGCUCUGGUGGCUCUGAUGAUCACAAAAUAGUGUUUGGUCUCAACUGUACAACCUUCGGCUGUGAGAAAAGAAAAACAGACGCUAGUCGCAUAGCAACUACAGUCCCACUGAACAUCACUCGACUCUUAGAAACGUUUAAAGACAUUACCACAUCAACAGAAGAAGAGGUGAUGACAGCUACCACAGCUCCUGCUACUUCCAGCAUUGAUUCAUCUUUGGCUGAAGAGCUGGAAUCUACUAUCUCAAAUGUUUUAAGCAUUAUAAAUGAAAAUGACGACUUGAGAGCCAUCCUGCAAACACCUCCUGUUGAAGCAGUUACUUCUCUGCUAGACUUGGUGGUGAGGAAUGGUACAGAAGUUGACCCAGGAGUUGUUAUAUAUCUGCUCAGUGACAUUGUAAAUCAGGCGGCGAGAAGUAUCAAUGACAGCCAACAGUUUGGUCAGAUUGUUCUGGAAGUGAAUGAUGACUUGCUGAAACAAUCACUGAUCACUACUCAGUCCAGCGCCAUUGUCGGGAGUACACUGCUUGCUACCAUUGAGCAGCUGGCAUUUAACGUGCUUGUUCCGAACGAAAACGGCCUUAGCACAUCAAAUAUUGAACUGAUAGUCCAAGAGGUAGAACAAGAUGGGAACAAUGACUCGUAUUUCACUGGUAUUGAAACAACCAACGGCUCCAUCCGAGUGCCCACUGAGUUAGUGAGGAUGAUAUGUAAUGGAACUGGACCAGUCACUGUGGUUUCAGUCUACUACAGGAACAUGAGUGGACUGCUGCCCGGGACUCUGCCAGGAGAGAGGGACACUGUGUUAGCAUCUCCAGUGGUCUCCUCCAGUCUGCAGUGUGGGGACAAGAUCUUUGACGCAGCCAACAUUCAGCUCAGCCAGCCAGUCAUUGUCUCACUGAAACACUUCUCACAGUUUGCGCAGGAUAGCAGUGAAAUGAAGUGUGUUUUCUGGGAGUUCAUACUAGGAAGUGACUCUCGGCUAGUCAAUGGAAGAUGGAAUACUAAAGGCUGUGAGAGAAAUAACAGUCUCUCUAACUCCACACACACUGUGUGCGAGUGCACACAUCUCACCAACUUUGCCAUUCUCCUCAGCUCUCAGCCCAUAGUGGGAGGUGUGCAUGCAUUCGUACUGGGACUGAUUGACUACAUUGGUGUAUCACUCUCUGUACUAGCCAUGCUUGCAACCAUUGUAGCAUUGGUAUACCUAAGGUCUUUAUGGAAUAUGCGUAACUAUAUCCACAUCAACUUGUGUGUGAGUCUAAUUCUGGCACAGCUGAUGUUUGUGAGUGGGUUAACUCCUCACGGAGGAGGGGGUGUGGUGGAUCCUGGUUGUCGGACGGCAGCAGUUCUUAUGCACUACUUGUUCCUGGUGUCCUUCAUGUGGAUGCUCAUGGAGGGGGUGGUCUUGUAUCUGGUCCUCGUCAAAGUCUUCGUAAAACAGCAUGAACGGAAGUACAUUAUCGGCUUCACUAUUAUCAGCUAUGGUGCCCCUGUACUGUACAUGGCCCUCUGUAUUCCGUUGGGCUUUGCUCUAUCUGGCUUGGAGAAUAGCUAUGGCUACCAGGUGAUCAACAGCAAUACAACCACCAUAGUCUGCUGGUUGAACUCCAACACUAAUUUUAUUCUGACAUUCAUCGUGCCAGUGGUGGUGAUUCUCUUGGUGAAUGUUGGCUUCUUUAUCAUGGCAAUAGUUAUCAUAUGUAGACACCAAAAGAGGCAAGGGAAGCGGCAGGAAGUGAGUUCUUGGUUGAAAUCGUCUGUGUCACUGGUCACUGUCAUGGGACUGACAUGGAUAACUGGUCUUCUAGUGUUCGAGGUCCCUGCUCUUUUCCCGCUGGCGUACAUCUUCACGAUCUUCGUUUCAUUUCAGGGAGUGGCCAUUUUUAUACUCUUUGUGCCUCUCUCUAAGCCAGUGAGGGAUGCGUACUCCAAAUGGUGGAAGGAAAAGGUGGCAAAGCAUCGACGUCAAAACAUCAAGUUGUACAUUAUUUUGCAUUUCAGAGUACCACUCUCAUCAGUGUCAGCACCAAUGUUACCUCUCCAUCUUUGGACAGUCCGUUGAAACUGGAGUCUGAAAGAGUCAGAGUUUGCCGAUGAGUGUGAAGGAAGAAUACACUGAACGUUAGUCAUACAUUAAUAUUACUUAUAUUUGACUUUCACAUAGUAUAAUUACGUUAUACGUUAUAAUUAUUAUAUAGAAAUAGAUUGUUACUUUAUUAUAAUUAUAGUGUAGCUGUGCAAUAUCAAUUGUAAUUGUACACAAA